Messenger RNA from Brassica rapa (field mustard), 8251 nucleotides. Its product is annotated as dof zinc finger protein DOF2.2. NCBI's taxonomy places the organism in Eukaryota, Viridiplantae, Streptophyta, Magnoliopsida, Brassicales, Brassicaceae. The record is from RefSeq and is a predicted model, not a curated record. Gene Ontology annotation, molecular function: DNA binding; DNA-binding transcription factor activity. Gene Ontology annotation, biological process: regulation of DNA-templated transcription.
UAAACAUAUGAUUAAUUAUAACAUAUAAAUUAUUAAAUUAUUUUAUUUUAAAUAGUUAUAUAAACAUUUAAGUAUAUGAUUAACGUUAAAAAAUAUACCACAUAUGUUCUAAAAUAAUAAUUUAUGUAUAGAAAAAUGAAAACAAACAUCUGCGCGGUUGCUCAGAUCAAAAUCUAGUACUUUAUUAAAAUAAAGUAUUUUUCAGAAUUAAAAGAUUUUGAUUUUCUUGUGUAUGUGAAGUAAUUUGAAUAAAUUAUAACAAGUUAUUGAUGAAAUUUGAAAAUUCAUAACAUACGGGGUAUACAUUGUUAGAGUAAAAUAAUGCAAAAAUGUUCGUGAUAUUACGUAAACGUGAAACAAAACAAGAAUAUAAAAUCAAAGUAAUAUUUGAAUGAUCUGAAAAGUAGAAAUAGAACGUUUUAGUGUAUAAACUUUAGUUCUAGCUGUAAGUCUCUUAGUUGAAAGUAUUUCUUACUCGAUCUCCUUGUUUUAGAGUUAGUCUUUUCAUAAAUAAACCUAGUCAAGAUACAUGUUAGACUUUUUCAUAUCAUGAAAUAUGAAAAGAUCUUCCUUUAUCUAAAAGUUUUCCUUUUAAUUAGCCCGGAGAUCGGAGGCAAACGUGACCGGAGGUCGUAAGCCUGAAACUAGAGGCAGACGUCGUGCUCUAUCCAAAGGAACUGACUCAUAGAUUAAUUAUCCCAAACCCACAUUAAUAGUAGAGCUUUUAUAAUAGAAAAACUAGGCCGCAUCGCUAUUUUGUAAUUUUAUUGUUAGGUGUUAAUAUAUGCUCCAUUUGCUAUAAUUAAUGUUAAUUAUUCAGGAACACCUUAUUCGAGUUGAAUAUAUGCGCAUAACAUAUGUAAUUUUUUUUUAAACUAAUACUAAAAACAUCAUGCGUAAGUAAACUAAAUAAAAUAUAUAUUAGAAAUUGCAUUGUCUUUCGUAAUGCAAAACACUUUCUAAAAGGGAUAAUUUGUAGACUACCCUAUUUAAGAUUGUAAAAUUUAAAAAUAUACUGUUUAAUAAUAUUUUGAAAAGUACACUUAUUUGUGUAUUAUAAGACUUUUUUACCCUUAUUAAAAUUUUACACAAAAUAAUAGAAACUGGAAAUUAUUAAUAUUAUAAAUUCUUUUAUUGAAUUAUAUAUUUUAUAAAUUUAGUGAAUUAUAAAUUUUAAAAUUAUAAAUGGAUAACUAUUGAUAUUUUCAACUUUAUCGCUGAAACAUAAUCUUAUAUAAAUAGUAUUCUUACCUUUUAUCGUAUUUGUUAUUAAGUGCCUUAGAACUAUUAAACAUGUUGUUUAAUCAUGAAAUUUAAUAGAGUUGGGUGUAAGAAAAAACUAGCCGAGAACAUAAUUUUUGAGAACAUAACUAUUGCUACAUGUAUUUCAAAUUCUUUAUACUCGUGUUAAAUUUAAUAUAGUCAAAUUUGUCAAAGAAGAAGAAUGAGAAACUGUUCUAUCUGAUGAAAUAAGAUAAUUAGGUGAUUAUAAAAUGUAUUUAAGAGUAAAAUUUAUGACAAAAAUCAUCAAACUCCAAAGUUACAUGCUGGCAAGAUUGUAUCUUUCUCCACAUAUACAAAAAAAAAAAGAAUUACAGCGAUUAAAAAUACGAAAACCCAAAAAAUUUAAACAAAAAAUACCAACUUCCAUAAUCUCUGUGUGUAUAUCUUAAAAUAAAACAAAUAAAUUAUUUAUUUUACUAGUUCUAUUUCUAUUAAUUUUCAUUUAAGUAUUGAAAUUACAAUACUCUUAAUUAGGGUUAAUUUUGUCACAUCACUUAUAAAUAAGUAUAUUUUUCAAAAAAUCAAAAAUAUGUUGUAGUUUUCAAAAUAUAAUCUCAUUUGAUGGCAUUUUUCCAAAUUUUUCUUUUCUAAAAUCGCAUUUAUCUUAACAGUUUAAAGCAAUGGAAUUGGCCUGAUCUUUGUGAUCCAUAACAUAUUUGGAUAUGAUAAUUAGUUUCUUGAGCUGCCACGUUGCAUCAACAAAAUAUGCAGUUACAACCAUAUAGCACAUGUUAUUCACUAAUGCAAUAACGUUGCAACUUCUACAGGAUCUCGAAACUUAUGCGUUUGAUUUCAUCUUUCGAAAAAGUAAAUUACAGAGUAUAUAUUUUCCGCCUAAUUACAAUGGAAUAAAUAAUUUACUUUUAUAUCAUCUUAACCAUAAGUAUAUUUUAAUGACAAGAUCCCAUCUUUACAUGCUUGGUGAAUGUAUGGCAAAUGGGUAACCUUUCUACACAAACAAAAAUAUAUAUAAUCGUGAAGGGGAAAGCUGCCUGCUCCAAAACCUCUUUCAAAAAAAUAAAGAAAAAGCUGCUCGUUCCCUUUCAGUUAGUUGACAUCGAAUCUGAUUCUCACACCACCACCUUCUUACUUUAGUUGUCAUUAUCACUUUCUUACACGUUAUAAAUUUUAGUUUAGUAAAAACGUUUUUAACUAAUCUGAAACCUUUUUCAAUAUCUUACAUAUACAAGUACAACACUGACUUUACUUUGUAAUGAUAGAAGCCAUAAAUAGAGUAUUAAGUGUUAUAAUUUAUAAGAGUGUAGGUGAUGCUAAUGUAGUAUUUAAAGGUCGACCGCAAGGAAGAAGUAUCUAACACUAAGUUUGAUCUAUGACUACAAUGAGCUGUAAGCCUAAAUGAUGGUGGGAGUUAGGACUUAGGAGUUUCAAAGCUAGCAUAGUUCUAAUAAGUCCUAAGAAUACUGGAGAGAACAAAGGGGAUAUAUGCUUUCAGGUUCUAGUCAACUAAGUCAAGUGUGAUCGUACUAAGUGGUAUUUCUCUCUCUAUUUUUGCAACUAUAAUUGAAGAUGGUCUUGAAACCCUUAGUAAUUCUCCAAAUGAGUUCACGCUCAGAAUCCUUUAAAGGUGAUCUAAGCAAUCCAUAUCAAUAUAAACUAAUGUUCUCACUAGUGCUAAUUAAAAAAUAUUAAAGAAUGAAGGUAAAUUAUAUGGAACAAAUUAGAAAGAGUAAAUAUAGAGAAAUAAUGGAACUAAUUAGUAACAUACGUAACAACCAGAAGCUCCACUUUGAUACGUCUAAUUGGGUUCGAGAAGUUCGAUGGUGGGUCAAAAAGUUUGAAGGCAUCCAGUUUACUUGGAUUGGAAGAAAGGGCAACAAAGUUGCGGAUAGACUUGCUAAACAGCUUGUUUCAAAAAAAAAAAAGACUUGCUAAACAGCUAAUUCCAAAUAAAAAUAGCUUCUAUUUUCAUAACUAUGUUCCCCCAAGGUAUUACAACUGAACUUCCACAAUGACUAUGUUGUUGGUUCAUAUCAAACUUCGUAAGAUUUGAAGUUAAAAAAAAUGGAACUAACUAAUUGUUACAAUGCAUGGUAACAAAACAAACAUAGAAAAAGAAUAGAACAAUUAUUUCGUUGUCAAAAUUUAGGAAAUAUUUGUAUUCUAUAUUUUAUAUAAAUGACAUAGUCAUCUCAAACUUAGUUUUGAAAUGAAUGUGUCUUCUUCCUUUGCCAUUAUUCAUCAUUUGUAUGGUUAAAUGGACAUGGCUACAGAGAUAUUCUUAAUAAUUGAUAGCUACCACCGGCAGUUCUGGUUGUAAAUAUUAAAAGGUAUAGUUUUUUUUAAAGGUAUAGUUAAUAUGUUAAUUAUAAUUUUAAUUAGUUAAAUAUAAAAAUGAAAAGAAAUAUUUAUGAAAAUAAUGUGUAAUUUAGAGAAAAGCGUACCACUUAUUUCUGAAGAAUAUCAAAUAAUUUUUUAAAUACUUAAGAUAAGUAGACACGAAUUAAAAAGUGUUUGGGUUAUAUAAUAUCUUACCAACAAAUAGGAAUAUAUAUAUAUAUAUAUAUAGGAUCUUUGUAGGUAGACAUUUUACUACGGACAGUCGGACACAACAUAGCAUGAUAUGAUACUUAUUUGAACUGUGAAUAUUAUUACUCCAAAUUAUUUUCAAUUAGUAUAUGAAGUUGUACUGGGAAACAGUUUUUUUUAUCAGAAAAAGAAAACUGAAUGUACGGUUAAUUUAGACUAUACGUACUUAAGUUUUACGGAUCUUAAUUAGUUAAAACGUCAAAUUUAAACCUGGUUGAAUACAUGCAUUGCUUCGCUUCAUUGAAUGGAUAUAUGUUCUGCAAAUUAUGAGUGGUGCAAAUUAUAAUCACAUCAAGUUCUUUUGAAAGUGAUUAUGAAAAUAGUUUCGGAUAGACGUAGCUAUAAUGAUUAAUAAAUGAUGUUAAACCUUCAAAUUUAUCAUGGAAAACGAUAUAUGAUCGAUCUAGAACGUAGUCAUGUUAAAUUCGUAAUAGAAACUUUCCACUACUUCUCAAUAGAAUGUUUUGACCAAAAACGAAGCCCCUAAAGCAAAAAAUUAGUUUUUUUUUUUGAGGAAAGCAAUAGGUUAGUUUAUAACUGAAGCAUUGACUGAAGCAUUGACAUAGGCCAAAACCAAAACAUGAGAUAAGUCAUUAAAUUUCUCACUGCAACGCUAGCUAAAUCCUUAAGUAAAAACAUGGAUAUACUUCCAAUUUUAAAGAGAAAUUUUUUCGUAUAAUGUAUGAAGUGUUGAUUCUUUAUGUUCUGUCACAAAUAGUAUUUUUCGAAUAAACUGAUAUAAAUUUCUGGGUUAGUUAUAAGAUUUUAAAAAUGAAUAAAAAGAGGAAAAAAGACAAAUUGAAGUAGGAUAUUGAACAUGUAAAGCUGCAAAGGUUUGCAUGUAAUGCAACAUGCAUAUAUGCGCCAUUUCCAGUCUCUUGCUGAAAAAGGAUGUUUAGCAUUUAUAUACGAAAGUGUUACAAAAAGGCAUUUAUAUACGAAAAGACAGGUUAUGAAAGAGAUUAGAAGAAUUCGUGUCAAAGUAAAACAAAAAUUAAAGAGAUGAGGAAAAAUCUUGUCAAAAUAAAACAAAAUAAAGAGAUGAUAAGAAGAUUGAUAGAGGAAAGCAAGAAAAAGAUGGCAUAAAAUGUAGACAAAUUGCAAGAUCUCUAUUUUCUUUCAAAAUAAAAAUAAAAGUUCAGCCAUAUGAUAGAAGUUGUGAAUGACAUGUUUUAUCUUUCCCUUUUCAUGCUUUUUUUUUCUUUUUUAUUUCUCUCUUUUAAUAUAGACAAGUUAACAUCCAUACUAAGAUCCAGUCAUUCCUGUUUAAUAAGAUUGUUUUAUAUAUUGAAUAUUUGAACGCAAUCAGGGAUAAGGCUACUCUUGCCCCCACUAAGAUACCGUAAGUAAGCUUUCAUGAUUACGCAUCUAUAUCAUAGUGAACAGUUGUACGUGCAUUAUUUAACUAAAAAUGAUAAUUGCGACAAACUUACCAGAAAUCGAUUGUUUGACAAUGGUCUAUCUAUGUUGUUUUAUUGGCCUAGACUAGAUUACGAGGUGUUCAUGGAAUUUGAAUCACAUAACCUAAACUAGCAUAGAAAAAUACCAGAUGAUUAGUCUGAAAAUCUACUAAUAAGAGCCUUUUUUGAACAAAAGUUAUAAUUAGAAAAUUAUUGUGACUUAUUUUUUUUAAUCAAGGUUAAUGCACUGCAUUUGUUAAAGACACUGAUUUUUUUUGUUAACGAAAUUGUUGUGAAUGUUAUUAGUAUAUAGUUCAUUGGUAUUAGGUCGAGUUGAAGGCAUACCUUUUAAUUAGUUUUUUUUUUAACGUCACCUUUUAAUUAGUUAAACCCGUUCGGUUUUCGAUUUUAAUGAGUAUCUAAAGAUAGGAGAACAGAACCGAUUAUUCAUAUUUAUUUGUUCUUUCUUCAUUGCAUUAUAGACAAGUUCUCAUCCAAGGUCCCAAACAGUAGACAUGCUAUCAUAAAAUUUAACUACAAGCAAAUAUUUUUAUGCUAUUACAUUUACGCUAUUACACAUGCACAUGCAUAUAUAAAACUACCAUGGGUCUCCAUUAAAAUUCACAAAUCCAACUGAUUAAAGAUUUAUCAGUAGUUUACCGCAUUUUUAAUUAACUGACAUUGAUUUGCCACAACUAGUUCAUUCACGAGCCAAUUUUUCAUCUGUUUCAAACGGUAUCUUUUUAAUCACGAUCAGAUAUAUCCAGUUCUCCUUACCAUCUAAAAAUUAAAGAUGCAAGAAUCUUCCGUAUAAGGUUAGAAGUUCCAUAAGAAAAAUAAUAUUUGUAGUAGAUUAUUCUGUAAAAAAACGAAAAAUAAACCUUAAAAUUAAACGUGUAGAUGAAAAUAGAUUUAUAAAAAUACUUUAGCAGUAGUUAACUGUAUGUUGCCUCAAAAAAACAAAAGUUACACCAAACCAUGAGAAAAAUUCUACAUAUAAAAUGCUGAACAGAACCUGAAUAUUAAUAUAUAUACAAAUAUCAAAUGUGAAAAAACUGAAUUAUAAACCAUCCGAUUGUACCGCUUCAUCCCAAAUUCCUGUUACUAUAAAUGAAUUGAUCUGGAUUUUCCCAAACUUUUUACUUUAAUACGCUUCAAUCCUACAAAAAUAAAAAAAUUAGGUAUUUUGGUUGUCUCGAGAAUUUCUUUAAAUAUUUCGACUUAUAGGCCGUCUUUUCUCUACAUAGUAUGACCUUGUAAAUCAUUUCAAUAUAUAUACGUGUGUGUAUGGUUAUUAUUCGACAGAGGGAGCCUUAUCGGCGAAGAAACGUCCCCCCACUCAAACCCUAAAAAGGGAAUCACAACAAAAUAAUAUAUGUAUACUAUAAUAUAUACAUAUAAUGCAUGAGAGUGGGAAUUAUAUAAAAAGAAAUAAAGCAGAAGAACAUGACCCAUGUUUAAAAAAGCAUUAUGCUCUGCUUUAUCUUUAUGCUCCUUCUCUAUCAUCCUCUUCUCUCUAAACUUCUGUCUUCUCUCUUUCCCUUUUGGUUAUGAGCUCUCCUCACAAUCUCUCUUUAGCCUUUGGUUCCCUUCUUUCGUUUUUAUUGUGAUUCUCCCACCAUUUUUGUUCUUUUGAGUUUUAAAGAUCCAUCAAACUUUAUUAAAGAAAUCAGAACAAAGAGAUAAAAGGGAAGAAGAACGAUGGUUUUCUCAUCCGUCUCAAGCUUUUUAGAUCCACCAAUUAAUUGGCCACAGUCUGCGAAUUCGAAUAAUCAUCCUAAUCAUCCUCAUCAGCUCCAUCUACAAGAAACUGGAAAUUUAGUUGGUGGCCAUCAAGUACACUCUCACCAGUUCCCGCCACAAAACCCUAACCCUAACCACAACCAUGUUGACACCACGGCCGACACCACAGUUGAUCCCGCCGGUUUCAGCGGACCAGCGACUGAGAGAGCGAGGCUAGCUAAGAACUCUCAUCCGCCUGAGGGACCCCUAAACUGCCCUCGAUGUAACUCAGCCAACACCAAGUUCUGUUACUUCAACAACUACAACCUCACGCAGCCACGCCACUUCUGCAAGGCUUGCCGCCGCUACUGGACACAAGGCGGCGCUUUGAGGAACGUCCCUGUUGGAGGUGGCUGCCGGAGAAACAAGAAGGCUAAGCCCGGAAAUUCAAAGUCUUCCGCCUCCUCACAGAACAAGCAGUCAACGUCUAUGGUCAACGCUUCAAGUCCUACAACAAAUAGUAAUAUCCAGUUACGAACAAAUAGCCAACUACCGUUUUUGCCCACUCUACAGAACCUCACUCAGCUCGGUGGUAUCGGUUUGAACUUAGCCGCUAUUAAUGGAAAUAGUGUUGGAAACGGUAACACUAGUUCAAGUUUCUUUAAUGAUUUAGGGUUUUUCCAUGGAGCUAAUACUUCGGGUCCGGUCAUGGCUAACAACAACAACAAUGAGAGUAACAUUAUGACUUCUCUUGGAUCAGCUAGCCACUUUGCUAUGUUAGAUCGAUCCAUGGGAUUAUAUUCUUUCCCUAAUGAGGGCAACAUGGUAUUAUCUUCUUCCACAGCUUCUAGGGUUUCUCAAACUGCUCCGGUGAAAAUGGAAGAAACCCAUGUGGGUAAUAUAAGCCGGCCGGAUUCGGGUUUGACAUCUGCGGGCAAUCAAUCCAACCAGUACUGGCCCGGUUUGAGUCUCCCUGGUUCUUCUUCUAACGAUCAGCAGCAGCACCUAAUGUGAAUGUUUCCUAGCAGUUGGAUCAUUCAUGAACAUCGUCAAUUAUGGAGAAACUAAGAGGUAUAUUAGAAUGGGUCUCUUAUACAAAUUAUGGUCGUUAUACAAUCAGGUGUGACAAAGAAGUAAUCGUAUUGUAUGAUUUGAACUUGUUAGAUGUGUGAGUGUCUGUCGAGUUUGUGCUUGUUUAAUUCGUAAUCUUCACUGAAAUGUUAUGAAAUACUGUAAUAACUAACAGAUCUGUAUCUCAUAUUUAUUUGUUUUAAUGUUGAACUAUAAUUUUUUGGCUA